Messenger RNA from Malania oleifera, 1928 nucleotides. RefSeq names its product COBRA-like protein 1. The transcript is spliced from 6 exons. Bases 302 to 1666 code for a protein of 454 amino acids. Lineage: Eukaryota; Viridiplantae; Streptophyta; Magnoliopsida; Santalales; Ximeniaceae. The record is from RefSeq and is a predicted model, not a curated record. Gene Ontology annotation, biological process: cellulose microfibril organization; plant-type cell wall cellulose biosynthetic process. Gene Ontology annotation, cellular component: plasma membrane.
CUGCUCACGGUUCGCUGUCACAGACAACUGUCAUACGUCAAUCCCCUCUAUUUUCCUACAUAGAACGUAUUGAACGGGCCUGUCGAUUAUUAACCCACUGACUUCCCCUUACACUGCCUCCCAACCCCAAUUGUACUUAACUCUUCAAGUUGACCCAUCUUUGAGCCAGCACCGCGUAUUCCUUCCCCUGUUCUCAGGUCUUCCUGCCCGUCUCCCACUGGUUUUACAGAUCUUAAGCUUAACCAAGGAGAAAGGCGAAGUGAGGACGACGAAGUGAGGGAGAAGAGAUCGGCCGCAAGAAAUGGGGUUUUUGUCACCACAGUUGACCAGAUCUGCUUCCAAGCCGACUGCAUGCAUUGCGCUGCUUCUGUUUUUGCUUUCCUGCUCGUGCUUUACUUCAACAGAAGCCUAUGAUGCACUUGAUCCAAAUGGAAACAUCACAAUCAAAUGGGACAUUAUGAGCUGGACUCCUGAUGGCUAUCUUGCUGUUGUUACAAUGUACAACUUCCAGCAGUAUCGUCACAUUCAGUCGCCGGGGUGGUCACUUCAAUGGACUUGGGCAAAGAAGGAAGUGAUAUGGAAUAUGGUGGGAGGCCAAACCACAGAGCAGGGGGACUGUUCAAGAUUCAAAUCAAGCAUCCCCCAUUGCUGUAAGAAGAAUCCAACAGUUGUGGACUUAUUGCCUGGAACACCUUACAAUCAGCAGAUUGCUAAUUGCUGCAAAGGAGGUGUGAUCAGCUCAUGGGUGCAAGAUCCACCCAAUGCAAUUAGUGCAUUUCAGAUUAGUGUCGGUUCAGCUGGAACCACCAAUAAAACUGUUAAAUUGCCCAAGAACUUUACACUGAGUGCACCUGGGCCCGGUUAUACUUGUGGACCUGCAAAGAUUGUUCGACCCAGUAAAUUUGUCUCUCAAGAUGGCAGGAGAGUCACCCAAGCCCUGAUGACUUGGAAUGUUACGUGCACGUACUCGCAGUUCCUGUCUCAGAAAACUCCCACAUGUUGUGUCUCACUCUCAUCUUUCUACAAUGAUACAAUUGUACCAUGCCCGACAUGCACAUGCGGCUGCCAGAACAAUAUUACUCAACCAGGGAGCUGCGUAGAGGCUGGCUCGCCAUAUCUAGCUUCAGUUGUGUCCUCUGGCAAGAAUAGUUAUACACCCUUGGUCCAAUGUACAAACCAUAUGUGUCCUAUUCGAGUUCACUGGCAUGUUAAGCUUAACUACAAGGAGUAUUGGCGGGUGAAGGUCACAAUUACGAAUUUCAAUUACAGGAUGAACUAUUCGCAAUGGAAUUUGGUCGUACAGCACCCAAACUUUGACAAUCUGACUGAGAUUUUUAGUUUUAACUACAAGCCAUUAACUCCUUAUGGCACUAUAAAUGACACUGCCAUGCUUUGGGGUGUUAAGUUCUACAAUGAUUUGCUCAUGCAAGCUGGUACUCUCGGUAAUGUGCAGUCAGAGCUGCUUUUCCGAAAGGACAACACUUUCACUUUUGACAAGGGUUGGGGUUUCCCGCGUAGGAUAUAUUUUAAUGGUGAUAAUUGUGUCAUGCCACCUCCUGAUGCCUAUCCAUGGUUGCCAAAUGCAAGUUUCCGACUAGAUAUCUCCUGGAUUACUCGAAUCAUAACAUUCUUGUCGUCGUUUGCACUCUUAUAUUCAUAUGCUUAGAACACUAUUUUGUGGAAGGCCCGAUAUCAAAGUUACAAACUCAAGCAGUUUCAUCCCAACACUUGCAGCAAGCAAAUUGAAUGAUUCAAGUAUGAAAGCAGGACGACUUUGAGCAAGUCUAGUCAAUUCAGGAGCACUAUUUGUUAUUCAGCUACUAUUUUAUUUUAUGGGGUGGGUGAUUUCUGAGUCAUUUUUGUUAUAUUUAUGUAGUAUUGUUAACUUAUGUACUAUAAUCAUUUUAUUUAUCUACUUAAUUUCCACA